AACGCCCUCGGACCAGCAGAAGUUCCACCAGACCCCUCUUCGAUGUCCCCGUUUUAUGCCUGUGUCCUUCAGAGACGCUGAGGAUGACUGCCGCCUUGAGGACACCUCUGAAACAUCUGAUGCUCCUGAUCGUCAUCAUCUGGCUGUCACCGGUCAGGAGCUGGAUAGUCCCACAGCUGAGAGAAAACAUAUGGGUCACGCUGGCAAAGUCCUUGAAGCAGGACAACUUCUGCAUGGCCAUGGGAAGUGUGGACAAUCCGUUAUCCACGUGCCUGGUAGGAGUCCCCCUGUCGCCAAACGACUAUCCAUAUGCAGGAAAAAAACCUAAUCCUGUGGACACCUGGGAUGAGUGGACGAGGAUUCUGCCACAUGCACCACAGGAGCCCCAAGAAUUGAAUCUAUUGGGCUCCUCUCAGGCAACAUAUUGUGUCAGGUUUAGGUACCAGCCCUCCCAGAAAGACUGGGAUCAAAUGGCUAAACUCCACCCGGCUGGUGCCCAAGAAGUAAAAAGACACGAUGUAUCUCCCCACGAUCAGAGAUACCAUGCAGCAAAUUGGUGCAAUUACACCUCGACCAUCGUAUCUAGGUCCUCCUCAGUUCCCAGGGUGCUCCCCAGGGGGGUUUUUCUCAUCUGCAGCGACAGGGUGUGGGCAGGGAUUCCCUCCCAAAUCCAGGGAGGCCCCUGCAGCCUUGGGCAGCUUACCACACUGACACCGAACAAAACCCAAAUUUUAAAUUGGAAAAAUGAAAAUAAAUUGGCUCGCAAAAAGAGAUCCUAUAACCAAUUCGACGAAAAUUGUGAUUCAAAAAUUUACAAUUGGGGAAAGACGAAGAGAGUCACAGUAUCCAUAUUUUUACCGUGGUAUGCUGCAGCAAAGGCCCUCGGUGAGCUUUCUCACCUCGAGUGUUGGCUCAGUAAGCAGGCCAACGCCACAUCCGCUGCCCUUUCCGACCUGCUAGCGGACGAAGAAGUCACCAGGCACGCCACACUGCAAAAUAGGGCUGCUAUUGACUUCUUACUGCUCGCCCAUGGCCACGGCUGUGAGGACUUUGAAGGAAUGUGCUGCUUCAAUCUGGCAUCAAAGAGCACAUCCAUCCAAGCUAAUAUCCAGCGGAUCCGAGAGCAAGUUGACAACAUCAAGACUGAGACCUCGACUGUAGAUCCUGUGAAUAAACUACUAUCUCAAUGGGGUGUCCCAGGGUGGGUUGCUAUCAUCCUCAAGGGACUCUUUUGGAUCUUUCUGAUAAUGUUCAUUAUCUCGGUUGCUUUAUUUUUGUUUAGACGUAUGUUGCUUAAAACGUUGGGAAGUGCUUAUUUAAUAAAUAAAAACGGGGGAGAUGUAGGAGGAGGGGUUGGGGAAGGCAGUCUAGGGUUGCCAUGGGAAACAGCAGUUGUAUGAGUUCUCCACCCCCUUUUGUAAGAGAAUUGUACCCUCCCCCUGUCCUGUCAGUUAUUGUUCAAGUCUGCCCCUUAGCCUAGAAUCUUCUCUGUUCCACGUUUUCCCUUUGGUUCUUCCACCAAGAACACUCCUUUCCCUUUUCCCCACUGGUUAAUGUUAUAUUUCCCCUCCCUUUAGCCUUCUCCCGAUUGUACCCUCGAAUGCUAAACCCUCCUACCCCUACACAGUAAAAGAAUCCUCACCCCGCCCUUCGGGGCUCUCGGAAUCUGCCUCCCUUCUGCUUCGUUGUCUCCCUGUUUGCCCCUUCUGCGACCCUUCAAUAAACGAGCAGGAUUUCA
Molecule: messenger RNA, 1738 nt
Organism: Vidua macroura (Pin-tailed whydah)
Lineage: Eukaryota; Metazoa; Chordata; Aves; Passeriformes; Viduidae
Exons: 2
Coding region: 84-1400 (438 amino acids)
Source: RefSeq, a predicted model, not a curated record